CCAGCGAGCAGUGGGCGAAAGUGUCGGUAUAUAUGCCGCUGAUUGGUACGAUUCAAUCUCAGUGUGCACUCCUGAAGGCUACCAUGAGCACUUCGCAGAUCCUCGUGCUCCUCGCCCUUGUGGCGACGGUAGCUCUGGCCACCGAGACGAAGAAGACCGACAGCAAAGAGAAGGCCGUCGACUCAAAGGACGCCAAGAGCAAGCGCGGCCUGGAACUGAGUCUGGGUCAUGACGGUGGUUUCGGCGGCGGCGGUGGUUUUGGCGGACACGAUUUUGGCGGCGGCGGCUUUGGUGGAGGACUUGGUGGAGGAUUUGGCGGAGGCGGCGGCGGCGGCGGCGGCGGCGGCGAUGGUGGACGAAUCUCCGGCAUCACGAUCCAUCGUGAAGUCUCGGUGCCGGUCCCGGUGCCCUACACCGUCGAGAAGAACGUACCGGUGCCCGUACACGUGCCGGUGAAGGUUCCGGUAGACAAUCCAAUACCAGUUCACGUUCCAAAACCUUACCCGGUUCCGGUGGAGAAAACCGUGCACGUCCCUGUCGAAAAACCGGUCCCGGUACCUUACAAAGUACCCGUUAAAGUGCCCGUUCAGAUACCCGUUCCCUAUAGCGUACCCUAUAAAGUACCCUACCCCGUGCAUAAGGAGGUGCCCUAUCCGGUCAAAGUUCCGGUCGUCGUCAAGGAAUCAUACCCCGUUCUGGUGCACGAAGGCGGCCACGGUGGUGGUUUCGGCGGCGGUAGCUUCGGAGGCGGAUUUGGUGGCGGACACGAGAUCAGCUUUGGUCUGCAUCAUUGACGAUGGUCUGACGUCAAGCGACAUUAAUGAUGAUACUCUUGUAUAUAAUAAUUG
Molecule: messenger RNA, 848 nt
Organism: Formica exsecta
Lineage: Eukaryota; Metazoa; Arthropoda; Insecta; Hymenoptera; Formicidae
Product: H/ACA ribonucleoprotein complex subunit 1-like
Exons: 2
Coding region: 33-794 (253 amino acids)
Source: RefSeq, a predicted model, not a curated record